This is a messenger RNA of Myripristis murdjan (pinecone soldierfish), 3115 nucleotides long. RefSeq names its product syntrophin, alpha 1 (gene snta1). Gene Ontology annotation, cellular component: sarcolemma; dystrophin-associated glycoprotein complex; neuromuscular junction. Gene Ontology annotation, molecular function: structural molecule activity; protein binding. NCBI's taxonomy places the organism in Eukaryota, Metazoa, Chordata, Actinopteri, Holocentriformes, Holocentridae. Bases 2 to 1465 code for a protein of 487 amino acids. The record is from RefSeq and is a predicted model, not a curated record. The transcript is spliced from 8 exons.
CAUGGCUGCCGCGAUGAAGGCGCAGAAAACGGGACUGCUGGAACUUCGAGUGACCGUGGACCGCUGGAUCCGGGUGCUCGCCACGCUUACCGUGGACACGCUGACGGUAAACCCCGGGGAGGUCGCCGAGGAACCGGCGAAACCCAGCCCGAGUCCCGCCGGUGCCGUCAACGGAGACCCCCCGAACCUCAGCUCGUCCCCGGUCCCGGAGACCAUCACCAACGUGAAGCGCACCGUGCGAGUCACCAAGCAAGAUGUUGGAGGACUCGGGAUUAGUAUCAAAGGUGGGAAGGAGAACAAGAUGCCUAUUCUCAUCUCCAAGAUCUUCAAGGGCCUUGCUGCUGACCAGACCGAGGCGCUUUAUGUUGGAGACGCCAUCCUGUCUGUCAACGGCUACGACCUGCGAGAAGCCACGCACGAUGAGGCCGUGCAAGCUCUGAAGAAGACGGGCAAGGAGGUCAUCCUGGAAGUGAAGUACAUCAAGGAGAUGUCAGCCUUCUUUAAAAACUCGGGGUCUCCCGGGGCAGCCCUCCCUUGGGACUCUCCCCCCUCCACACCUCAGAGGGGCAGCGAUGUCCUCCCUACCGAAGUGAAGGAGCCCCGCAGCAUCCCACUCAAGAUGUGCCAGGUGUCACGGAAACAGUGCCCCCCAGACACAGAAAACAGGUAUUUCGAGGUGAUUUCGUCCAACAGAAAGAAUUCUAUGUUCCUGCGGGCAAAGGACCCAGCCAUGGCCCAGUCCUGGUAUAAUGCCAUCCUGGCUGGCGCUGCUAGCCUUGUACCAAGAGUGAAGGAGGAGAUCAAGGCCAUGCAGCCUGGCAUGGAGGUCAAACAUCUGGGCUGGAUUACAGAGCAGGUCACCCAGGGUCCAGAGAGACCAGUGUUGGCAGUGUUGACUGACAGAGACCUUCUCCUUUACCCCACCAUGCCUGACAGCAAAGACGGACUCAGCAACCCUGCUAAGAGUCAUCCACUCAUCACUACCAGACUGGUCCACUCCGGCCCAGGAAAGAGUUCUCCUCUCCUGGACUCGGAGCUCUCCUUUGGCCUGCGUUCAGGCACCAAGCAAGGCGUAGAGACCCAUGUGUUUAGGGUGGAUUCUGCCAAGGAGCUUUCCACCUGGACUCACCUGCUGGUGGAGGGCUGCCACAACGCUGCUGAGCUCAUCCAGGAAGUCACCACGGCCUGCAGUUGGAAUGGGAAGGAGUGUACCCUGGGAGUGCACAUCGAUGAGGGUUUCACACUAUUCACGGAGGAGAUGGGCGUCAGAAAGAAUAUCCUGCUCCAGCAGCCGUUUGAGCACCUCCGAAUGUCAUCAGAUGAUGGAGUCCGCAUGAUGUUCCUUGACUUUGGAGGCCCUGAGGCUGAGAUUCAACUGGAUCUUCAUUGCUGCCCCAAGACCAUAGUCUUCAUCAUCCACUCAUUUUUGUCUGCUAAGGUCAAGCGACUAGGCCUGCUGGCAUGAUGACUGCUUGUCAGUCCGAACAUCAACGAUUGGAGAAUUCAAUAACACACACAGCUCAGAAGACUCAAACACAUGUGAGGAGAGAACCGAGGAAAAGAUGCUGACUAAUCCCUUCUUUUCAGCCUCUCUAGGCCUCUACAACUGUCAUCUUUGGUUAGGAGGUUAGACACCUCCUGUUCUUGAUAGUGGAAUCCGGAGAAACCUGCAAUAUUAAUGGACUUUGUUGAACUUGUAGUUUUGAGGGAAAGCGAGGUUUACAGUGGGCAUAAGUUAGUGGUCAUAUAACUGAUUUGACAUUUGUCAAAUCUGUCAUGAUAGGUCAUGACGUUAUGAUGGCAAACUGUAUGAUUAUGACAGCCUGCAUAGUAAUGCUACUACGCUUGAAGUCCCACCCAUUCAAUUUUUUUGCCCCAUUGUUUAGUUUUGUUUUGUUUCAUGAGUCAUGGCAGCCGUUUGUCACGAGCGUCCUUUCAUCCAUCAAUCUUUUCUUUAUGUGCCGCGAGCAGAGAUAACAAAAGUUGUUUCGUAUGUGGAAACUUCCUGAUUGAUCUUGGACACACAUUUGCUAUGAAGGCAGCUUGAAUGGAGUGACAAGAUGUCAUGUGCCGAUCACUGAAUGAUCAGUGGUCCCUAUUGAACAGUGUACAGAAUACCAUGUUGUCAUCCCCUAAUGAUAUGCUGUGGUACCUGUUGAUGUGGAUGUUUAAAGCUGUUUUUACCCUGGAUUUUUCCUGAAAAGAGCUACAUCUUUUAAAUGUUUGACAAGAUGUCCAAAUGCCGAAUCAAAAAAUGUUUUUAUCGCCACUAAACAUCAUUUAACUUGCUCGUCCGUCUUCUCCCUGACUCUCUAUAUGUCUUUUUUUUUUCUGUCUGUCUUUUUCCCUGUGUAGUACUUCUUGAGUGCGACUGAGAAAAGAAAUCCUAUAGCCUAACAUAGGAAAAUGAACUAAUGGACUGGGAAUAUUAAAUCUUCUAUUAUGUUUUUAGCUUAACCAACAAAUUCAGAGGUAGACAGAUAAAAGUUGACAAUUUACCUAACAAAUGAUCGACAUCUACCCUGAACCUAAACAGUCCCAGGCUUACAGACUUGGCGUUAUUUUAGCCCAUGUGAAGUGUGCACUAAGAGCUCUCACGAUUUAGGAAAAGGCCUGCUGACAAGAGAGCCAAACAACGGCUCUCACCUAAUCCAUAUUGAUUUUAGAUUAUAUACAAUUGUGAGGAAAAACCGCCAGUCUGUGUAAGCCACUUCUACCGUAGAAAUAAGCAUUCAAGUAUAAUACUGACUUUAGCUCUCAGCCACAUUGUAGGACGUAGUGUUUUCAUCUGUACUUCAUAAGUACCGCUCUAUAAACAGUACAUCAGAUUAGUAAGAAAGGGAUGAUGGUGCAUUUUUAUACAUUGUGGCCAAAAUUUGCAUAUGUCCAUUUAAACACCAUGUAAGAUGUUGAGUUGUUUACAUCAUGAAUUGUGUGAUCAUUUGCCCUCUUUUUUUUGUGCCAGUGGAGCAUCCACGACUUGAGGCCUUCUCUCUGUACAACGCUAAACAGACUUAUAUAUUAAUAUAUAUUUCACAACUAAAACUCGUUUGCUUUCAAGAAUAAAAUGUAUUGUAUAUUCUUAUUUAAACAAAGGUGUGCCUUGCAGGGUUGU